Molecule: messenger RNA, 378 nt
Organism: Peronospora belbahrii
Lineage: Eukaryota; Oomycota; Peronosporomycetes; Peronosporales; Peronosporaceae
Source: the annotation of a GenBank genome assembly
AUGUGCACCACAUCUACUGCUGAAGACUACAUCCAAAGUUACUGCCCUCUAUCCAUAAUGUCCCUUGUUAACAAGCCAAAGACUGUUGAAGUAGAGGAGACUCGCAUCCACCGUAUUCGCAUUACGCUUACGAGUCGUAACGUGAAGAACCUGGAAAAGGUGUGUGCUGAUCUCAAGCGUGGUGCUGUAGACAAAAACCUCAAGGUUUCUGGUCCUGUGCGUCUUCCUACCAAGAUCCUGCGUCUGACCACGCGCAAGUCGCCUUGCGGUGAGGGUACCAACACGUGGGACCGUUUCGAGAUGCGCAUCCACAAGCGUAUCAUCGACUUGCAUGCCCCCCUCGGACAUUGUCAAGCAGAUCACGUCCAUCUCUAUUGA